Molecule: messenger RNA, 1527 nt
Organism: Chaetomium strumarium
Lineage: Eukaryota; Fungi; Ascomycota; Sordariomycetes; Sordariales; Chaetomiaceae
Exons: 3
Coding region: 125-1318 (397 amino acids)
Molecular function (GO): protein binding
Source: RefSeq, a predicted model, not a curated record
CACGGUGAAGCGCCCCCUUUGCCUUUGUUCUUCUUCCUAUUCACUCGUACCUGCCUCACCUCUGUCUGGGUCUAGUGAGACCCGACCGGCACGUUCCCUUGAUCCUGAGUUCCGAAACCACAAAAUGCGUAUUACACUUUCCAUCACCAACUCGGAGCCCCAGAGCGAUGAGCAGGACCUCCUCUCGCUCGAGGUCUACCCGGAGAUGACAAUAGAGACGCUACGCAGCUCCAUACAAGCCGAAACAACACACCACCCUAGCGCUCAGCACCUCUACCACAAUGGUCAGCUCCUAACCGACAACUCCAAGACUCUGGCGGAGCUAGGUGUGACGGACGGUGACAUGCUCGCGCUCCAUGUCCGCGACAUGCGGGGCAACACGGCCGUUCCGGCGGCAGGGAGGCAGCAGGCCGCCCAAGGCGGGCCACGUAGCGCCCAGCGACCGCCCGCCGAACAAGACCCAGAAGUGAUCCGGCUGCAGAUUCUCGGCGAUCCGAACCUCCGGGGCGAGCUGGCCCGGUCGAGGCCGGACCUGGUGGCUUCGCUCGAAGACCCGCAGGCGUUCGCGCGUCUGUUUGCGGACAGCCUCAACAGGGAGCGGAGGGAGCGUGAAGAACGCCAUCGCCAGAUCCAGAUGCUCAAUGCCGACCCGUUUGACCCGGAAGCGCAGGCCAAGAUAUUGGAGAUCAUCCGCCAGGAUCAGGUCAUGGAGAACCUGCAGAACGCUAUGGAGCACAAUCCCGAAGGCGCUGGUGGACUCGGGCGCGCAAGCAACCAUCAUGAGCCCGCAGUGCGCCGAGGCCUGCGGCAUCAUGCGCCUGGUCGACAGGCGCUUCGCCGGUGUCGCACGGGGUGUCGGCACCGCCAACAUCAUCGGCCGCGUGCACUCGGCGCAGAUGAAGAUUGGCCCGCUCUUCCUGCCGUGCAGCUUCACGGUCAUGGAGGGCAAGCAGGUGGAGUUGCUCCUGGGCCUCGACAUGCUGAAGCGCCAUCAAGCCUGCAUCGAUCUCGCCAAAGACAAGCUGGUCAUCCAGGGCAUCGAGGUGCCAUUCCUUGGUCCGGCCGACAUUCCGAAGGACAGCGAAGCCGCGAUUCAGGAGGAGCCGACCGUGCCAGGUCCCGCCGGGACCACCAUCGGACAGCGCUCCGGCGCAGUGCAUGCACCGGGAGUGGCACCAGCGCAACCCCCUCAGGCCCGAGCCGGCCCAAGCACGCAGCAGAGGGCUCCAGCUCCGCCAGGACCGAAUUUCCCAAGAGAACACAUCGAACAGCUCAUGGCGCUCGGGGCAUCCGAGCAGAGAGCAAUCCAGGCACUUGAGGCAACUGGCGGGAAUGUCGAGUAUGCUGCCAGCUUGAUCUUCCAGGAUUGAUCGGCGGACACUUUUGCUUUCCCAGAGUGGUUUGGGACAAUGUUUAACGGGUUGCGAUUUUUGGGCGGAAAGGGGGAUAUAAAGGGUUCUAGGCGCAAAAAGAGGCUUCUGCAUGGCAUGCUGGACCAUAUGUCAAACAAACAAACUUGGCUGUUGC